Python bivittatus (Burmese python) is the source of this 4012-nucleotide messenger RNA. NCBI's taxonomy places the organism in Eukaryota, Metazoa, Chordata, Lepidosauria, Squamata, Pythonidae. The record is from RefSeq and is a predicted model, not a curated record.
AAGAGUCCCACCCCUGAGGAAAACGCGCCAGGACGCCCGAGGCGCCUUCCCACGACCGCCGUGACACCUGAUCAGGACUCGGCUCUGCUCCUGCCUUCCAGAUCAUCUCUUGUCCAUCUUUGAUUGCUCCUCAGGAAAACAACCCUAAGCAAGAAAUGGGGGCCCAGUUUUUCUCCCCGUUGUUCGGAGGAAUAACGAAUACCCCCCCUACUAUGGAAUAUCCCCAGUUAUACAAUAGCUGGUCGAAGUGUAAAGAUGGUGGCAGCGUGGUUGCUUCACUACACGAUUGUGCAAAGAGAAGGGCGCAGGUAAAUCUCUCUUAUUCUGCCAAUGGCCCUGAUAUGUUUGGAUUAGUGACCAGCAUCUUACAGGAGCCUAGCGAACAAGAACCUAUUACAGACUGGAAUUCUCUGUCAAGGUUGUUUCCUCCGUUUUGGACCUUGGACUUGGAAAAUAAUGACAGAUGUUCAAGGCUUUUUCCUACCAAAGCUUUGGACAAUGAAAAACUUGCUAACUUAGUUGACACACGGCGCCCUUACGAAGAAAAAUUGGAAAAGGCAUCCUCUGCAGCAUUGUUAAAUAGGAAACUUGGUGAUCUGCAUGUGACAAGCUCCUGGCCUGCCCCUUCUAAUCCUUGCUCGCCAUCAUCUGAUGAGGUUUUGAGGACUUCUGAUCCAGAAGCCGAGGUGUUUACCUGUAACAGUUUUAGUCAGCAGGCCGUCUUUGCACCUGAAUGCAGUUAUGAUAAGAAACAAGUAGAUAUUGUCAGGGGGAACCUUUCCUCAUCACAGCCUAAGAGUACAAACAGUACAAAUUUUUAUGAAGAACGUCAGGAGACCAACACAACAGGAGGUGUGCUUGGGGCCAGUGACGUGGAAGAGUCCAGCAGCUUUUUCAUUCAGUUGCCUAAUUCUGCUGUGGGUAGGGUAUGGGACCCAGUGAUUCAGGAAAACCAUUUGUGUGCUAAAAGAUGUGCUUGCGAGUCACCACGGUUCCCAUACUUCCUCAGUCCCCCAUUUGGACAAGAAAAUAGCAUUCCUGAAGGAGUGAAUGCAAAACUGCACGAAAACUACCAGCAAAGUUGCCCCAAUAACAUGGGCGUCGACUUUGAUAAUACUGAAAUGAAGACUCCCGCAUAUCCCCCCCAAGACUCUUCUAAUCAUUUAUCUCCAAACCCAGGCCAGCAACGUAGAAAUUCAUCUUACAGUGGAGAUAUACGCCUUCAGAGCCACACGUUAAAUCCAGCAACGACAUCGUAUGUAAGUUACAGAAAGCAAAAGAGAAUAAACUCUCUGUCGCACGUGUGUUCCGUCAGUCACUCCAUAGGCCAGCCUUCUUGUUCCCAGAUAGCCUCAAGAAAAGAUGGGACGCUGCUCGUGGGUACUAAUGCUUCUAGCCACUUAGGGUUUUCCAAUUGCAAGGAAAAUCUGAAGCCCCACAAUUCUGUUGGAUGCUCCCGGGACCAUUUGCGAGCUCCUACUCAGGAACACUUGCGUGAGAUUUCGACGAACAUUUCCUCCGGCAGUUUCUCACGGCCUCCUUCUGCAAACGCGUCUGCCAAAUGCUACCGAUUUGUCAGUCUGCCCCACAGAGGCCAUGCUGGUGAGAGAACAGGGUGGAACGAGGGACGGCGUAAAACUAACAGGAUCCCUCCUCGCGCAGCCUCUGUAGGCCCAGACUGGGCCCAGCUUGGUGCAUUGAGAAGAAAACCAAAUGAGGCCAACUCGUCUGAUUUCAUCAAUCCAUCUUUCCUUCCUCUCUUCCCCUUAGUGCCUGGUUAUACCAAAAUUCCAAAUUUUCCUGCGAUGCAUCCUCCCCGCUUUUCGCCGUCAACUAAUGUUGCCUUCCCACCUUUGCCCUUGUCUGAAUUGGUUGACGAUUUCCCCCAUUUAAGUCCUUUUAUUAACGACCUCUUUUGUGGAGAUGUAGCUGCGCCCUAUCUUGCUUUUCCACCACGGCUUGACCACUACAGAUCUGCCAAGAAUCGUGGUGGGCCUGCCCGUGAGCUCCACAUUCACCUGGAAGAAUGUUAUGAACAGUGGAGAGCAUUAGAAAGAGAGCGGAAAAAGGUAGAGGCUGACUUAGCAAGAACUUUCCCAGGGAAAUCCUUAUCCAGCUCAAAUAGCGUUCCAUUUUCCCGGCUUCCGGCUAAGCCCUCCCGAGUGGAUCGCCUGAUUUUGGAUCAGUUUCAAGAGCAAGCAAGAGUUCACACUUUACUGGGGAAAAUGGAACGCCUUUGCGGCAUUCCCAUCCAUGGCAACAUAUGGGCAACUUUGGGGCAUCACCUGGAAGCCAUUUACACAACCCAGACCAGGCGCAAAGAGGAGAUUGUUAAUGCUGGUAAUCCCCAGAGGCCAGGGACGUCGUGUGCCACCAAUGAAAAAGAUGUCCUUGCCCUGGCCGCUGCUGUGAAAGAGUUGGCUUCCUUCACGCGAAAGACACGUACAGCUUUAUGGUGUGCUUUUCAGAUGGCCCUUCCCAAAAUUUUGGCCAGCCCUCCAGUUCACAGGAAGGAAGUGCAGAGGGCGCUGAGAGCGCUGGGUCCAGCCAGCGUCUCCUUGCAGACGAAGGUCCUUGGAGAAGGCGAAGACAAAGAGAACGAGAGAGUGAAUUAGGAAGAAUUGAGCAGGUUAUGAAAUGAGCCUACUCAAGUGAGCUCGUGAAGGAGCUGGGUUAACAGAUUUCGCUGCUCUUUCUACUGGUUUUUCACCCUGCUGACAUUCGAGCCUAGAAAAGUGUUUUUCCGUAAUGGUAUUGCAGAAGUCUUUGUAACAUUAGAAGGUUGGCAAUGUUUGUUCACCGUAUUGACUCCUGAUCCAAAGCUUGUGACUCCAGCCGUGAACUAGGAAGCGGCUAAACUAACAUGGUGUUUUACACUUUGUCAGUUUUUGCAAUGCAGCUUAUUUUCUUUUUUCAGUUUUUGGAAGAUGAAUAUUUUAAGUGCCAAAGUAACUGCAAACCACUGUGCGUUUCUUCUUUUUUAAACUGAUCAUGACUAAUGCACGUUUCGGUUGAUGUACUGUCGGGAGCUGAAGUCCUUCAGGCAGUUGCCCGUGUCCGGAUGAAGCAGCCAUCAGUUAGUUUAAGUUGCAUGAAAGUUGGGAAUUCGCGUCGUCAGCUGACGUUUCAAGCUGGGCUCGCCUGUAACUCGUCUCGCAAAAGAGUUUUGGGAAGAGGGGUUCAGUACGUUUUGAAAGGAAAAAGUUCUAAAUAUCAAGCAUUAAAUAGUGCUUUAGGAUAGCCAGUCAGCCAGUGAGAAGAAAUUGCUUAAUAUCCAACGGUUUUUCUUAAAGCAGGCAUGGGCAGCCUCGACCCACGUCCCGAAGGCCUUCUCCCUCUGAAAACACUUUCUCCAACAUCGCUGUGCCUCCAGAAAAAGCAUCGCUCUCCCUUUGCACAUGUAGCAUGAAGUUCUCUGACUCUGAGAGUUGAAAGCCGUUUCCCCACUCCUGUUUCAACUGUUUAGAGCUACUGUUUUAUUUGAGAUGCACUUCCUGGGGGGAAAAAAAGACACUGUUAAUGACAUAGUUAUUUUAAUGAGAAAUCUAUUAUUUUUAUCUUACUUUAAACUAAACUUUCGAUCCUUUGCCAGACCUUAAUCAUCAGGCUUAUUGAUGCUCAGGAUGUGUUCCAGGAUAAAUCGUUUACAAAUAUGCCUAAUAUAUUAAGUUUGUAGAAUUGGGAUGUUUGUAGAAAUAGUUGCACAAAACUAAUCCUCCGUAAAGGAUUACCAAAGCAGCCUUUUAGCGCGAAAAGAGUUUGUGUGUUUGUUAACUGCUGUUCGUCUCUUGGACAAUCAAGUGUGCUGUGCGCCCGUGUGAAGUUACAAGAUGAGAAUCAAAAUAGAUGGGCCCAGUCCAACAUUUUCACUGGGCCUUCCCUGAUUUUGCAUAUGAGAAAUUGAGGAUUUCCCCUUCAUUGUAAUAUUGGAGGGAAUCUGUGACUGGAAGAUGAAAGGUGAUAGAAGAUGCUUGAGCAGUGUUUCUCAUCCUUGGCAACUUUAAGAUGUGUG